CGCGCGCACUGGAACGCAUUACUGUAUAAACAAACAAAGCGAGAGCCUAUAAGAAACUCGUGCAUCAGCUCAACCAACAUUGAUGCAGUGAAUUGAUCAUGAUGCGAACAUCCAAGUCAUUUCGUACAGCUCUUGUAGCAUUGUGUAAGUAUAGCUUCAUAUAUAGUUCUGUCAGCUGACGGUCCCUAUAUUCAACAGUGAUAUGCCGCUUUAAUUAUUGAAUAUAUCGCUAUCAGCUGUUUGUUCAUGUUAAGUACAGCUCUGUAUGUGUCCUAUAUGUGCCCGUGGAAUUCAGUAAGCGUUACAGGAUAGCAAAAGUGCUCAAAUUCAGAAAUAUUAAUACUGAAAGGAGAAUGAAACUACAUCUCUUCAUUCUCUUCAUUUACUUCAAAAGACAAGACUACUACAUAUGGGAAAAAGAAUUAACAUAAAAACUGUCAGUUGACCAGCUGAACUGGAACUCGGAUAUUUCUAGUCAUACUAAUAUCUUUUUUUUAUUUCCAGUGUUAGUUUGCGUGCAAGAAUCGCUGGCAAGCUAUUAUCCCCUAAGUGCCAAACAAUGUAAAACUGUCGUGGAAAAGAUUGGAGAAGUUCUCCAGUCGAAAGUUUCUGACUCUUUGUACAAAGGAACGUUCGUCAGUCCAAGGUAAAUAUUUUGUAUUUUAUUUAUUUAGCUCUGAAGACUUUGUAAAGAAUCAGUUUUAUUUCGUAGUUUUUGAAUUUCAAGGUUUCCCUGUGUUGCACAGUAUAAUCGUUAUAGGGUGUAUUAAAUAAUGACUAAACUAAAGUUACUAAACCAACUUUGUCUAUAUACUGGAUAGCUCUAUGCCUCUAUCAGUUCUAAACUGUUCUCAAUAGAGAUCCAGUUAAGUGCAUUAAAAGUACACUAUAUAUACGUUCGUUCAAAAUGAAUAGUUUACCACGAUACAAAAACAUUUUGUUAUUUCAUGGAGCUUUAAAGAAAGAUAUAGUUUUGACUCUAAUUCGUGUUUGUGGUUGAAAUGAACAGUUUUGCUAAUCGUUUUAGUUUAAUUAAACAAUAUGUUUUGUGCAAAUACGCAUGGUAUAUUUUUACAGUACUCGUCGCUACUCGCUAUAGCUUGUACACUCGAUGUUGGCCCGCGUAUCCUGAAUACCAGCAAUGGUGCCAAUGUGCAGCUAUAAGUCGAUUAAACAGCAUUUUAGUGGCAUAAUCUAAAGGAACUCGUCUGAGAGCACAGUAUUAUCAUCAAAACAUUGGUAUGUUAUCUCGACCAUGUUGUUCAACUCUAUCUACAAGUGUUUUUUGGCGUCAAGUUGUCAGCAAAUUUUGCUCGGGUUAGACCAUACAGCGAUCUGUAUCGGUACAGAAUCAGAGCACAAUAGCUGCUGUCAACAUGCGAGAUUUUAUACAAGUUAAAAUAAAGAACUUGUAAAGAAAAGAUACGAAAUUGUCUCAACAUAUAAAUAUGGAAGGCUGAAGUGUGUCUCUCACAAGGGCGAGAAUGAUGAAGUAUUAUGAUUAAAAGGCAUUUCCCAUCCUCGCGUGAGACAUACCUUGCCUUAUGCUACUUAUCACAUUAAGCUCUCGUAUCCGUCAUCGGUUCACGCAAAGCUCUAUAGCAUGCCUGCCUCUUCCGUUUUUUGCGACUUCUUUUAUUACAUUCGUUUUACUCGUGAUUUGCAUAAUAGUUGCAGGAAACAUGAUUCCACUUGUUUAUAUUGGCUUGGAAUAAGUCUUUGUUUGUAAAAAAAGCCUUUGAAAUAGACCUCUGACUCUUUGUGAGAUUGUUGAUUAUUUCCCGAUUAGAUUUGAUCCUUACCAAUUUAGUAGGAUUCCUAAUUCAAGUUGUUUUCAAAUGAAUAGUAUGAUUUUUGACGCAAAUUCAUGUAAACCAGAGAAGCAAUAUAUAUAUAUAGGGAUAAAUUAAUUGUUACCUAUUUCGGCUUAAAAUCAUUAUUAAAGCGGAAUUGCUUUCAUGAUCUUAUCUGAAUACACUGGGAAGUUUUUGUCGCACCGUAAUCUUGGUACUGAAAUAAGGAUCAUAGAUAUGAAUGAACCCUAAAUCACACUUUUCACACAUCAAGUUUGAAUUAUGUAAUGUAGUAUACGAGACGUAUAUAGCAUGUUGCCUUUAAAUGUAGAUAUUAUCUUAAAAUGUUCGCACUCCAUAUAAACGACACGGCUGGCUUUAUUUGCAGCUAAAUUUAGCUUCUUCAUCAACUUUAAUCCUUUGUGUGAAACACUUGGCUCAUUGUGCCUUUGGUUUAAUUAAUUCACACAAAUUGUGCUAUGGCUACCUUUAUUAAAAGUCCUCAUGAAAAGUUCUCAUGAAAAUUGUGUUGAUAAAUUUAUAUUUCUGACAAGAUUUGGUCGUAAUUUGCGGGGCUAUUAAGAAUUGACAAGUUAAUUUAUUGCUUUGUCACUGUCUAUAGUGCUUUCCUGUCAUUCCAAACAUUGAUUGAAUUUGGAUGCAGAUUGAUACAGACAUGCGCAUGACAAAGUAGAAUAAAAUAUUAAAGUGAAUGCAUUUUACAAGCCCUAGAAAACACCUUUGAAACUUAUUUUUACACCAACAUGAAAUUAUGACAAAAUGCAGUUUGCCAACAGGCAGUUGUAAACAGUCUACUUCAUUAUAUUUGUUCUAUUUAUUCCAUUUCUAUCUCAUCCAAUCUAGUCUAUUCUAUUUUAUUCAGUCACGAUAAUGGAUUAACGUACGGCCCGGGGGACGGUCCGUUUACAGUCGUUGAUCAAUACAACUAGUAACCAUUGUGCGUCAUUGAAAACCACUUUCAAUUGAGGAUUUCAUUCUAGUAAAUUCUUCACUACAAGCGCCCGCAGCCCUCGAGCUUCUUGCGAGAAAUACGAACUGGCCUUUAGCCAAUUUUCCACUUCAACCGAAUUGUAACGAAGCCUCAAGCGGCGGGCGAAGCGUAUUUCGUUGUUUCCUGAGCUCUAGAGUGGAACUAAUGACUUGGACACAAAAGGAAAUGCUACGAUACGUUACGAUACGGUCUAAGUGGAAAACUGGCUUUAGGCAUCUUAAAUGAUUUGGUUUCUUGCACUUCACUUGGUGGAAUUAAUAUUAGAAUGUUAGUGUUUGUAAUCCAAGUGAGUAUACAGCUAUUUCAAUUAAGGUUGUCCACGAGCAAAGCGGAAAAGUCGAAUACGAGCGCGAAAGGCCUGACUGGGAAUCGCUAACAAAUUUUAAAAUGUGAAUUUUCAUAGCGAUUCCCAGCAGCCUUUCGCGCUCGUAUUCGACUUUUCCGCUUUGCUCGUGGACAACCUUAAUUGAAAUAGCUGUAUAUACAUUUUAAGACCUGACCAGGAACGACUGCGAAAAAUGCAGCACGAGGUCCUCUGGUAGGAAUUAACCUUUCUCACGCCGCCAUUUUUGGGUGGCAUUUCAGCCGAAGUCUGUGCGAUAAGUCCACAUAACAGCGACUUUUUAUAAUUUUUUGGACGAAUGAUGGUAAAUUUGCUUUGUAAAUGGUUUAGUUUAUUUUGAAAAAUUGCUUUUCACAUUGUUUUAAUUGUCUGCAUUGGAUAAUGAAAAUUUGAUGCCACCCAAAAAAUGGCGGAUAUUCGUCAUCGUGAGAAAGGCUAAUUGAGCUUAUAUUAAAGUAACAAGAUAUGUGACCUCAUUAUAGUUAUUCACCAGUAAUAAGACGAAAGAGAGGCCACUAAUGAGCAAUUUCUAUGUAGGCAAUACGUGUCCUUCUCCAAUCGUCACAUCAAUAUGACUGCAGCCAUUGGCUUCAUUUAUUGCAUAGCGGAUGACCUAUCCAGUGUUAUUGCGAUCAGUGAAUCGUCAUGAGGGGUCCAGUGAACUAUAUACAGUUCAGUGGAGGGGUCCUGUUUUCUACGAUAUCGUGCUACAUACAUAGAUCGUUUUGAUGAAAACGUUCAUAUCUUAAAUACAUCAUCAGGAAAUAGUGUUUAGUGGAUGAAAUAAAACCAAAGUUUAUGUAAAUCAGAUAUCCAAUCUCCUGCCAAUGCUCAUAAUUUCCUUUUUGUUUUCAUAAUGAAUCAUUUACCAGCUGUUUUGGACCACUCAUUGCUCUUACAAUUAUGAUAAACACUUGACAAUCAGCCACUUAACUAGGCUGGUGUUGUAUAAUUUUUUUUUCAGAGAUCAGAGUUCUCGUGAUAUCACGUUUCUAGGAACCGGAGUCUAGAAAAUUGCACUUUAUAUUUUAUAUUUUAUAGCCAGAUGUUUUGAAUACUCAUUGUUCUUCUACAAAUAGAAGACAUUUUAUAUUAACCCACUUAAUUAAAAGGUUAAACUUUUAUACGUGCAUUGGACGUGCUAUUCUCAUUCAAUUAAAUUUUCCAUAUUCAAGUAGGGCAUGUGGAAAGUUUCACAUUAAAAAUCAAUUAGUCAUUGCUCGACUAGGGUGGGUUAUCAGAUACUGUAUUGUUUUGAAGAGGAACGGUGAAAUGUUAGUCAGAUUUUUUUUCACUGAUCAAAAUCUAUUUAUUGCGUGGCUCCCAUUACGGGGUUGAAUAACAUCCACUUAAAGAAAAAUUCAGCCAGCGUGCAGUUUCUAAAUGGGAAAGCCCAUCGGUUUCUAUUUUUGUUGAUUUUUAAUUUUAAAAUGCUAUUUAGGCAAUUUCUCUGAAUUUGGAGUGCCCAGGAAACAGUAGCUUGAACCAUACUUGAACUCGAGGCUGACGAUGUACAACCUCGAACCAUUAUCGAUGUCCUUUUGAACCCAUGCAGAAAUGCUUGAAAGUAAAGCCUGUAUUUCAAGCGUAGCCUAUAUAUCGUGCCGAGACGUGGCAUUUCUGUGUUUCCUAAACACUUAAGCAGAACUAAUGAUAUUGACACAAACAAAACCCGAUAUAGUGGAAGAAGAAAAAAAGUUAAAUUGUAUAAUUGCUCUUUGAUAGCUUUAUUUUUCUUAUACGCUGUUUAUAAUAACCAAGUUUAUCCUUUCCGGACUUCCUUGCAUUGUAGAUCGCUGUGUUUUCUAAGCUCCAAAGCUCAAGAAGCUGGCUAUCGUAUUACACUUGAUCUUUUUGCUAUAUUUGGCGAUUGUCUUUCUUGCUACUUGCGUGCUUGUCAGUUGAAGAGGAUAAAUUGGUUUCGAACAAUCUCUGUUUAAGAGGGUUUUGUCAUCGAUUGAUAUCCAUCAAGAACAAUGAAUUGCAUCAAUUAGUUUUAAAAACUCUAUGUUAGAAUUAUCAAGGGUAAAAAAUAUGUUCCAUAGCAUCAAGCAGCUUUAAUUUCUAAAUUUAUGUAAGGUAAACAAAAUGAUCAACAGCAACGGUAAAAAACCCGGUAAUUCCAAGGCUCAAAAAACAGUUUCAUAUAAGAUCUAAACAACAUUAUCGAUGGUUAUAGAAAAACCUUUUAAUCCCCAUGACAUAAACACAGGUUUAAAUCUGAAAAAAUAAAGGUUUUCUCUUAAUAUCAUUAAUAAGAUUGAUGGGGAAAAUAGCUAGGCUAUAACGUCAUUCGAUAAUCCAUUUCCAGACUCCAGUAGACCCGAAUUUUGUUCCGAGUGCACACAGGAGAUAGGCUUGUAAUUAAUACUCCUCUUUUACGAGAGUUAGUGCAUCCUGAUUAUAAUAUACAUGUUAACGAUUAUUUUGACCAUAUUUUAAGUAUGUGUUAAACACUGGCUAGCACCUUCGCAUUUAUUUCACCAUAGUAACUAUAAGCGGAUUUGCUUCUUCGAGACUUGUGAAAACAAUGUAAAAUUUUCUUGCUCUGUGAUAAAUAUGCUACAUUAAAAACAGGUGGUCAAGAAAAUACAAAACUUCAUUGUUUUACAGAACUACUUAAACGGAAAAGGCGUUCCGAGUGAGUGGUCUUCGUCAGGAGGCUAGGACGAACGAAGCUUUGCAGUCGAAAUGACGAAAAUUUUCCUAAUCUUUUUCAAGUAGUUCAGAUUAGAAACCCCGGCAGCUUAUUAUUGAAUACUACCUAGACUGGACCAGCACGUUUGACUAGAUAUCUUGUUUGGGCAAUUGAGACACAAACCACGGCAACUUGUUGUACUAUACUAUACCAACACUGUACCAUUGUAUUUCACAACAAACUGUCAUCGUUUGUAUCUGAACUACAUGAAAAAGAUUAAAACCUUAUUAGUAUUUUUUUCAAAAUAGUUCCGACACAAAAUACCAUAUUGUUAUUUUAAGCGACCAUUUAACAUUAAAUCCACCGUUUUAGUUGCUAAAUAAUCAUUCCCGAGUACGAAUUAUUCAGUUUAAAUUUUCCAACUAUUUCUUACCAUCUAGAUGUGAAUUACGCCGCAUACAGGACAACGCAAACGGGCUAAAAUCCGCAUUCCUAAUUCGCUCCAUUGAAAUCCAAAACCGGCGAAAAUGGACUGGGAACUACUACUUCUAUCGCGACCAAGACUGCAUGAACCCGACAUACGGCUUGAAAAUGAACGGAAAAGUGAAUUUUAAAAACAAGAACCUUACCUUUAGUAUUUCUUCGUUGAGUUUUGCUAUUUACAACUCGGGUUUUGCGAAAGAAAUCGUGAGCAAAUACAAUAAAUCAUGUCCUGGAGAUCUGACAAUAUCGGAAUCAGAAAACCCUGUUGUAUACAGCACGGAGAAGAAGGACAUCUCGAAUAACGAGUGUCUUAAAGCCCUCGGUGUGGGGAAAAGAGAAUUCGGUGGUGGUGCAUCGUUUGAAACCCUUGAACCUCCCGGGAGAGCUAGGUCGGACGAACUUCUUCAAACCGUUGUGGACUUAACAAAGUAUAAAAACAGCACAAUUUACAGAUACCAAUGGCCUCUUGUCCGGCAUAACAAACGUAGGUGUUUAACCUGUGCAAAAAUUGCGUUAGCUCGCUUUAGAUUCCCUCCUAAACUUUAUGUAAGAAAUUCAACAAGCUUGGACGGUGUUUGGGCCAGUGUCCGUUGCCAGAAGUCAAACCGCGGUUUCUGGACGACAAGAAUCGAUAAAAUUGACGGGAAUAAAUUCGAUCUUGGGUUUUAUCAAAUGGACCAUACACAGACGACGAGCCAGCAUAGAUGCCAGAGUCCUUUGUUGGAAGUUCAUUCGGUCGGAACGGUACGCCGGAUCGGAAAUUCUUUGGAAGUACCCGGAGGUGUGGUGUAUCAGCUCUAUACGGAACACGCUUACCUCACCCCACGUCAUAGACUGUACGAACAAGUACUCAAUGCCGCUGAUAAAGACACUUGUGGGAAAGAUGUAUGGGAGGUGGGCAAAAGACAAGAUGUGAUGUCCACGCGCGGGUGUGCUAGUAUUGGAUACAAGGUUCCUGCGAAAGGUACCGCGAUACAGCUUCUCAUACGCAGCGUGAAUGAUGAAAGUAGCAAAGAAAUGUUCUUGGGUAUCGGGCUCGAUACGAAAUCUGGACCGCUAAGUUAUUUUUAUAUGACUCAAUCUUGUAACACUUAUCCUGUGGAGAUGACCACGACUCCAGGACCCACAGAUACAACUACGUUCCCGACAGAGGCAACCACGACACCAGAAGAAGAACUUAGUACUGUCGAGGAUGGUGAUGAGCCGCAUGUUGUGAUUGAAGCUAUUCAUGCUGAUCCUAGCCCUACAUCUAACGCUGUUUCUUUUGAUAGUGUGGUACGAACAAUCUUAGUUUGCUUGUUCUUCUAUUUGCACGUUAUCUGCCUAGCGUGAUCUCGUACGUACGCGUAUUUAUCCAUCCAUACAUUCCACAAUUUUGAAAACAAUUGAAUAAAUAUGCUAAACAAUAAAUAGAAACAGUUAUUCAGUAAUGACAGCAGAUGAUGAUCAACUUCAAAAGUGUACGAGACAUGUAUUUUGUCAAAAAUGUAGGAGACAUGUAGGUUGCAUGAGAUAUUAACAUUAUUUUUAGGCUAGCUGCGUUUACUGUACCGGAUAGAUUUCCGUGAAAAAGCACCUAUCCUACCUUUUCGGAGGCAUUAUUGCAAAGGAAAGAUGUUGUUUCGCUCAGCUUCUGAAAGUUGUAUAUUCUGUGUGGGAUAGGUGCUUUUUCAUGCCGCUACGAAAAGCUAUCCGGUAUAGUAAACCUAGCCUUAGAGCAUAUCAGCAUAGUCAAUAGAAUAAUAAGGUUAGGGAACUUGAUGAAGACAAAAUAGACCUCAGUACAUAUGUUUUUUGUCUUGGUUUAAAGGGAAAUGGCAAUAUAUUUUUUUAUUUUCUCCUUUGAAAGAACAUUUAAAACCAUAUAUAAAACUCUGUUACCGUUUUUUUCAUAUCUUGCUUACUUCUACAAUUUUUUAAUCGAAAGAAAUGAAAUGUCCGCCAUCUUGCCUUUUUGUGGAUAUGCAUGUUACGUCACAACAGAGGUCACGCAAUAUUUUUAUCUAGACAACCACUAAUCAUUUUGCACUCAAAAUUAUACUCUGUAUGCUGUUGGAAAUAUCAAGAUCACUUGAAACGUUUAAAACAUCUACCAGUCAAUAUUUGGUCAGUAACGAAUACUUUUAUAUGGUUAAUCCCUGUUGUGACGUCACCAAAACUGCCGUUAAUGAGAUCACAAUUUUAUCCAAGAUGGCUGACAUCUCAUUUUUUCAAGUGAAAAUAUUUCAAGAACUAAGCAAGAUAUAAAGAAUCGGUAAAAGAAGUUACUAAAUAGUUUCAAAAGUUCUUUCAAAUGAGAAAAUAAAAAAAUAUAUUGCCAUUUCCCUUUAAUUAAGCAAAAAAUGGUCGGUUCAUCGUCACACGUGUAUUGGUUUUUCGUCCAAGCAACCAAUAGCAGUGUGUUUGUUUAAUUACCCAGUCGUUAUAUUACACAAUGGUUAAAUGAAAACAUAGCUAUAGGUUGAAAACAUGCCUUUUGGUUCAGUGCUUUAGCGAAUACAAUACACAUGUGACGAUGAACCGACCAUUUCUUGUAUAAUUAAACCAAGACAAAGACAUGAGAUAAUGAGGUCUACUUAUGUCUGCAUCGAAGUACCUAACCUUAUUCUAUUGACUGUGGUCAGAGAAUCUAAAAGACAAUUUCAUUCAUCAAAAAUUGUAUGCAGUAGAGUGCAUGUAUCUUAAAGAAUGGAAUCCCAACAAUAUUUGGAAAAACUUCGCCCAUACGCUUAUGUUUAUAGUUGUUUACCGUUUGCUUUCAAAUACAACACUACUACACCGUUAUUUUCUCGCUCUGAUAACUGUAGGUUGACCACCAUCUGCUUUAUGAUAGAGUUGAUAGUGCUUAGUGAACUGGACCACGCAUAAUUGAAAUCAUUUGCGCCGAACAACGCACAAGUUGUAAUAAAGAUCAAUGUAGUAUACAAUGACAAGCAAGCCUCUGGCUUUGUAUAGUCUGUAUUAAGUUAUCGGAUAAGAUGUGUAUAUUGAAAAUAAUAAUUAUUAGAAUAAUGAGCAAAAUAAUUUGUAUGAUUCUCUCAGGGGUGGGACCAUUAGAAAAGUGAUGCCGAGGAAGACAACAAAAUUCAUACAAAGGGGAACGAAAAAAAAUCGUGCAAAAACGGUCCGCCCCUUUUAAAUGUAGACUGAAUAACAUUAAAAUAUAUGUGUUUAUUUAUUAGUUCACAGUAUACUUUGUAUAGUUUAUUUGAAAUAGUAAUAAAAAGCAGAACAUAA
Messenger RNA from Paramuricea clavata, 9506 nucleotides. The record is from the annotation of a GenBank genome assembly. Lineage: Eukaryota; Metazoa; Cnidaria; Anthozoa; Malacalcyonacea; Plexauridae.